AUGCGACCAGACUCUGCCCUGGAUCCUUCUGCAGUUGGUCUUUCGUCGUCAACACAAUCGCCACAACCAAACACUCCAUCAACAUCGGUGCUCGAGGCCGACAUCGACAGCGCUACUGAGACCACGCCACUAAUCAUGGCUCUUUCAGAGGACAAAGGUCACUCUGAGGAGGUGAACACCAUUAGCAAGGAUGACGCGGAGAGGCAGCGCUCGAACAGCAUUCAGCAUGGUGACCGGGCUGCGCAAUUGUUCGGAGACCAGAGGGUCAGCUUGACGGAAGAAGACAAUAUUCGAAUCCGCAAGAAGAUCGACAGGGUCAUCCUGCCUAUCCUUGUAUGGGUAUACUUCUUGCAAAUCUUGGACAAGAGUGUUCUCGGUUAUGGUGCAGUGCUAGGCUUGCGCACUGAUACAGGUCUUACGGGCAAUCAGUACUCACUCGUGUCGAGCGUUUCUGCAAUGGCACAACUCGGAUGGCAGCCCUUCAGCUCGUAUCUGAUCGUUAAGGUUCCCCACAGAUACCUGAUGCCAGCGCUGGUCCUGGGUUGGGGUCUUGCGCAGACAUUCAUGGCGGUGUGCCACAACUUCGGAGGCUUAUCGCCACCAGUGGGACUGUUCGAGGCAGGGUGCUUACCUCUGUUCUCCGUCAUCACUUCGCACUGGUACAGGAGAUCUGAGCAACCAUUCCGGAUUGCUCUAUGGUACGGAACAAAUGGUCUGGCCACGAUGUUUGCAGCGGCAGUCUCGUACGGCUUUGGCUCGAUCGCCAACCCUUCGAUUGCGGAAUGGAAGAUCUUGUUCCUGUUCGUGGGAAUCAUAACAAUCAUCACGGCUCCCAUCGUCUAUUACUACCUUGACAGCGACAUUCCCUCCGCACGCUUUCUCACCGACCACGAGAAGCUUCAGGCUAUCGAGCGAGUACGCGCCAACCAGACUGGAACCGGCUCCCGCGAAUUCAAGUGGUCUCACGUCUUUGAAGCGCUGAUCGAGCCGAAGUCCUGGCUCUUUGUGGGGAUGACUCUGUGCUUAAAUACCGGGGCCGCAGUCACGAACACCUUCGGACCGCUCAUCAUUCAAGGACUGGGCUUCACGCCACGCCUUACUUCUCUCCUCAACAUCCCGUUCGGCGCCGUUCAACUUGCGGUCAUCCUUCCCUCUUCAUGGCUUGCCCAUCGUUACCGCGUCAAAUCGCCAUUCUUGGCGGCCCUCAUGCUCCCAGUCCUGGCUGGCAAUGUCAUGCUGUACACACUUCCACGCUCCAACUCAGGCCCGCUCCUGGCUGGUUACUACUUGUUCGCAUUCCUGUUUGGCGGCAACCCUCUAAUCGUCAGCUGGAUUAUCUCGAACUUCGGCGGCUCGACCAAGAAAUCCGUCGUCAUGUCUCUGUACAACGCCGGCUCCUCAGCCGGAAACAUCAUUGGCCCACUAUUGUUCAAUUCUAAGGAUGCACCGAAUUAUUACCCAGGCUUGAAAUCGGUACUGGGAAUAAUUGCCGCCAUGAUCGCUGCAAUUGGCAUCCAGUUCUUAAACCUGUGGUUCUUGAACAAGCUUCAGCGCAAGAAGCGCGUCCGGAAUGGAAAGCCAGCGGAUAUGAAGGAUUACAGUAUGCAGAGGACGUAUGAGGCUCGGUCUGAGGAGGAGGGGUCUGAUCAGGGGUUGCUGGACUUGACGGAUCGGAAGAAUGAUGAGUUCAUCUAUGUGUACUAG
Molecule: messenger RNA, 1704 nt
Organism: Cyphellophora attinorum
Lineage: Eukaryota; Fungi; Ascomycota; Eurotiomycetes; Chaetothyriales; Cyphellophoraceae
Product: putative transporter
Exons: 4
Coding region: 1-1704 (567 amino acids)
Biological process (GO): transmembrane transport
Cellular component (GO): membrane
Molecular function (GO): transmembrane transporter activity
Source: RefSeq, a predicted model, not a curated record